AUGCAGUGGUGUCAGCGCUCCAGUCCCGGCGGCGUUGGCGGUGGCGGCCGCAGGGGACGGGGACUGGCGCGCGUGCGGCGGGCGCGGCUCGGCUCGGUUCGGCGGGCGCUCGCGCUGCGCUCCAGCUCGGGCCCCGGCUCCGCGCGGCUCCGCUCCUGGCUCCCCUCUGGCUCCUGGCACCAACUCCGGGCACCGCCGGAGGGGUCGGCCGAGUCACUAGCGCAAACACGCACCCCGCCCUGCGCCCUUCCCCCGCCACCCUCGCCUCCCGCGCCGCCUCCGCCCCGCCCCGCCCAGUCACCCGGGGACGGCCUGACAGACACUCAUUAUUCCCCGGAGCCGGGCGCCGCCCCGCCUGCCCAACCUGUCCCGCGAAGCGCGGUGCAGCCGUGGGGCUGGGCGUGCGCGGCCUCCGCCCUCCGCCCGGCCCCGCGCCCCCGCCCUGGAGCCCCCGCCCCGAAGUCCCCUCCCUGUAGCCCUCCGCCCGGGAGCCCGCGGCCCCGCCCGGCCCGGACCCGCCGCCGCGCCGCCGCCCGAGCCCGGGGGGAAGGAAGGGCGGCGCUGGCCGCUCCGGGCGUCACAGCGCUGCAGCCCGCUGCGCCGCUUCCAAAACACACAGCCGGGCUCGCGGGCGAGCCGAGGCGGGGGACCCGGGACGGUCGGGGCCAUCAAUCAGCCGACUCCGGCGGGAAGGGCGGCCCCGGGGCGUGGCGGGAAGGGCUGGGCCCCGCGCCCAGCGCGGCCCCUCCUGGGCCCAGCGCAGACAACUCUCUUAAAGAAAAAGCAGAAAAAGGCACCGCUGGUGAAGCAGCGGGUGGACGGGGGCGGAUUCGGGAGAGAAAGAGCGGCGAGGAAAGGGAGGGCAGUUAG
This is a messenger RNA of Lagenorhynchus albirostris (white-beaked dolphin), 870 nucleotides long. RefSeq names its product basic proline-rich protein-like. NCBI's taxonomy places the organism in Eukaryota, Metazoa, Chordata, Mammalia, Artiodactyla, Delphinidae. Bases 1 to 870 code for a protein of 289 amino acids. The transcript is spliced from 2 exons. The record is from RefSeq and is a predicted model, not a curated record.